Messenger RNA from Trichomonas vaginalis G3, 489 nucleotides. RefSeq names its product RNA polymerase II transcription regulator recruiting protein. Gene Ontology annotation, biological process: regulation of DNA-templated transcription. The coding region runs from base 1 to 489 and encodes 162 amino acids. NCBI's taxonomy places the organism in Eukaryota, Parabasalia, Trichomonadida, Trichomonadidae. The record is from RefSeq and is a predicted model, not a curated record. Gene Ontology annotation, cellular component: nucleus. Gene Ontology annotation, molecular function: RNA polymerase II cis-regulatory region sequence-specific DNA binding; DNA-binding transcription factor activity, RNA polymerase II-specific. The transcript has a single exon.
AUGUCUGAAGCAACUCAGGAGCCUAUCAACAACAGAAAGGGAGCAAAGAAGCAUAAAUUCACACCAGAAGAAGAUCAGUUACUCUUAGAUCUUGUCAAGAAAUAUGGUUUAUUUGACUGGGAGUCCAUUGCCGAAGAGAUGGAAGAUAGAACGGCGCGCCAAUGCAGAGACAGAUGGAACUAUUACUUGAAUCCAGAUGUCAGAAAUAAUAAUUGGACAGAAGAAGAAGAAAAAUUAUUAUUAAAGAAAUAUGCAAGAUAUGGUCCAAAAUGGUCCUUAAUAUCAAAGUUCUUUGAUAAUAGAACAGAUGUUAACAUUAAGAACCAUUAUAUAGUCAUGCAGAGGAAGACGGCAAGAAAUGAUCAACCUCCAAAGAUUAAAACCAUUCCUCCUGAAGUCCGCAGAAUUGCCUUACAAUCAACUAUGGAGCCCAACCAUGAAUAUUUCGAUUUUCAUUGGCAUGAAAACCAAUUUUCUGUUGAAUUUUAA